AUGUCCAUGGUCAGACUACUCCGACUAACGUCAGGAACCCCGUCCAGCUCGAAGAAAUCUCAGAAGAGAAAGAGAGACCUCGAUGGCUCCACCGUCUCUACCUCGACACCAACACCGACCAAGAAACCCAAAAAAAAUCAGGAAAGUCGAAAGAAGCGAAGGCGAUCUGAGGCUACGGAGGACGUUGCUGUUCAAGAGAAAUCCGGCAAAGCGACUGCUCCAGGCAAAGACGACGGCCUCGCUAAGAAGAAGAAGAAAUCGAAGGAUAAGAAACACCGAACCGGAGCGGCUGGCGAUGCGGCUGAAGAGGAUGCAGAUAUGAAAGAUGCGGUCUACGACGCAGACGACACCGAAAAGGCCCCACGCAGUCCUGAGCCCGCAUCGGGGGACGAGGCCAACACCAAAGUCGCAAAGAACAAGUUCGCUGGCAUUCUAUCGAAAUUCGAGAAGUCAAAGAAGGCGAGGGAGCUGGAAAAAUCACGGGAGAUCGAAACGGAUGUUGCAGAGUCCACCGACCCAACGACGGCUGAGCCGGUUGUUGCGCAAGGUUUGGAGCCGCUGCCGCAGCCUGAAGCAGCCCCUGAAUCGGACGAGAAGCCAGCAUACUCCUCUCUUCCUCCCUGGCUGGCCAAUCCUUUGCGUGCAUCUGCUCAGGAAAGAAGCAAAUUCUCUGACUUGGGCAUCGACUCUACCCUCCUUCGGGCUCUGGAGGACAAUGGCUAUAAAGAAGCAUUUGCUGUGCAGUCCACCGUCAUUCCCCUCCUUCUGCAGGGACCUAAAAAUCACCCUGGAGAUGUUUGCAUCUCCGCUGCCACUGGAUCAGGAAAAACUCUGUCUUACGUGCUCCCGUUGGUCACAGCGUUGGAGCCGGUCCCUGCUCCCCGUCUCAGGGGUCUUAUCGUGGUACCUACUCGUGAACUGGUGAAGCAAGCAAGAGAGGCUUGUGAACUCCUAGCCGCGGGAUCUGGCCUCCGCGUCGCGUCUGCAGUGGGUAAUGUGGCGAUCAAAGAGGAACAACGGUCAUUGAUGCGUGUCGACCAAGUCUAUGGCCCUGCGACCUUCAAGCUCCGCCAAAAUGUUCAGUUGACGGGCGAAGAUUGGACUAACUUUAGUCUCCAGGACUAUAUUUCUGAUGCUGGAGAUCUCAGCGAGUCUUUGCCGGGCUACGUCCACCGGUCUGAGCCUAAUGUUGACAUCCUCAUCUGUACUCCCGGUCGUCUGGUUGACCAUCUCCGCUACACCAAGGGAUUUACGUUGAAAAACCUUGAAUGGCUCGUAAUUGAUGAAGCAGAUCGGCUUCUUAACGAGAGCUUCCAGGAAUGGGUAGAUGUGAUCAUGACCUCCUUGGAUGCCCGGAAAUCGCCUGAAGCUUUUGGCUCCAGUGGGAACUUUUUGUCUGGACUCGGACUCCCUAUCCAGAGUAAAGACCCGCGAAAGGUUAUCCUGAGUGCCACCAUGACUAGGGAUGUAACAAAAUUGAAUUCCCUGCGCCUCGCAAAUCCUAAGAUGGUCGUCAUUGGCUCUGAUGCUGCUGCUGCGGAUGAAGAUGAGAAUGGUGUCAUUGCUGUCUCGGACGAGCAGUUCACUCUCCCCUCUACCUUGAAGGAAUACUCACUGUCGGUUGCCGAUGAAGCACAGAAGCCACUAUAUCUCCUUCGUCUCUUGCUGUCACACAUCAAAAUUGAAACGAAGAACACCAAGCCUUCCAAGCCUGUGUCCAAAUCCGACGAAACCAGCUCUGAUGAGACCAGCUCUGACGAAUCGAGCUCUGACUCCGAUUCUGACUCUGACGACAGCUUAGAUGACACAAGCUCCGAUGGUUCGGGUUCGGACUCUGACUCUGACACAAGUUCUGAGUCGGCAUCAGACUCCGAUGACACCUCAGACGAUGAAACAUCUAGCGAUGAAUCCGACUCGGAUAGCGAUUCCGAAUCGGACGGCGAAGAGACAGCCAAACCGAGCAAGUCCCCUACCCAGACAACCGCCCUGGUCUUUACCAAGUCAUCUGAAUCUGCCUCGCGUCUGGCUCGUCUCUUGGCACUGGUGGAACCCUCUCUGGCAGACCGCAUCGGCACUAUCAUCAAGUCUAACAAGUCAUCUGCCUCGCGCAAGACUCUUACGGCGUACCGCCAAGGCAAAAUCUCCAUCAUUAUCGCGACGGACCGUGCCUCGCGUGGUCUGGAUCUGCGGUCGCUCACGCACGUUGUCAACUACGAUAUCCCGACUAGCAUCACAACAUACGUGCACCGGGUUGGUCGUACAGCGCGUGCUGAGCAAGAGGGAUCCGCCUGGACGCUUGUCGCACAUCGGGAAGGCAAGUGGUUCGCCAGCCAAAUAGCCAAGGGGUCUGACGGCAAGAUCACCCGGUCUACCAAGAUUGAGAGGCUUCCCAUCACGUUGGGCAACAUGAAGGAGGUCAAGUUGAGGUAUGCAUCCGCUCUGGAUGUGCUUGAGACGGAGGUGAAGACGGGGGGGACCAAAAGUGGCAAGCCCAAAGCGUCGUGAUGAUUAUUUUGUGAAUAGUGGUGUCGAGAGCGGAUAGGCGUCAGUGAGGAGACAAAUGUAUAUACUUAUCCCAGUAGUAGGAAGGAAAUAGAUUCGAGUG
Messenger RNA from Aspergillus heteromorphus CBS 117.55, 2605 nucleotides. Its product is annotated as putative ATP-dependent RNA helicase DBP6. NCBI's taxonomy places the organism in Eukaryota, Fungi, Ascomycota, Eurotiomycetes, Eurotiales, Aspergillaceae. The record is from RefSeq and is a predicted model, not a curated record. Gene Ontology annotation, cellular component: nucleus. Gene Ontology annotation, molecular function: RNA helicase activity; nucleic acid binding; ATP binding. The transcript has 5 exons. Bases 1 to 2505 code for a protein of 834 amino acids.